UAUGACGUUACUAUGCCGUUCGAACCAAACGCUACUAAUUAACGACGCCUUCUACGGUCGCAAUCAUUCUGGAUAUGCUAAGGAAUGUAGGACUCCGAUGGAUCAUCAGUGCAGCAUGAAAGUCUGGUACAAGAUGAAUAAGAUGUGUACUGGACGACGAAAAUGCGAAAUAUUUGUGAAUCAACAUACGUUUAAACGAGAUCCAUGCGGAUAUAAGGAAUUUCUGCAAGUCUUUUACACUUGCGUCAACGAUUCUCAAAUUCAUAAGAAGUGUGAGGGUAUGGGUAGUCCGGCUCUAAUGAGAAAGGGGUACAUUCAGUCAUAUAACUAUCCCAACUCAUAUGGAACGGGUACGAAGUGUUAUUGGUUAAUAACCGUUCAAAAGAGACAGAGAAUUAGAAUAAUUAUACACGACUUUCUCGUAGGAGUAAAAAACGGUGGAAAAUGUAAUGAUUACAUGCAAAUUGUUGAUCGAACAACGAGAAAAAUAGUUUUUAAAGAUUGCGGGGAUUUAGGUAAAAACACAAUAAUAGUGUCCAACUACGAAGCGGAGAUUGUCUUUCAUUCUUCCCCUGAUUCAAUGCCACGACGAGGCUUCUUUAUAUCAUAUGAGGGCUUGGGACCCGGCUGCGAAGACUUGAUCGUGCCAGAGAAUGGUAAAGUGGAAUACCAGUUCGCUGAAGAGGGCAAAUUUAUUGCCAACGUUUCGUGCCAGAGCGGUUACUACUUAGACUUUGGUACACGUGUAACGUCUAUGAGAUUACGGUGUUCUGAAUCGCAGUGGAACCAAAGACCUCCUCGGGUAUGCUCUUUACCCAAUGCACCAACAAUUAACAGUGGCGUUUAUACGGCCGAAACGCCUACCCCCGGAGCAACACACGAUUUGAUGAGGAGUAGUUCUAUAAUCGGUAUAGCUCUUGGAGUGAUAUCGGCCAUGCUCCUAAUAUGCUUAUUACUAGUAUUGGCUUUGUACAUUCACAGAAGCUGUUUAACCGAUCGUUUAGAUAAACGCGAUGGUGUUAAAGACAUAACCAGCGUAAGCGGUGUACGAAAAGACCUUUUCUUAGUGUUUAAAGAAUAG
Molecule: messenger RNA, 1081 nt
Organism: Dimorphilus gyrociliatus
Lineage: Eukaryota; Metazoa; Annelida; Polychaeta; Dinophilidae
Source: the annotation of a GenBank genome assembly